AUGGUUUUCUCAGGUGGAAGUCCAACCUUGUUACUGGACAUGGCCGUUACCACCAAGCAAUCCCCAGAUGGAACUGCUUUGACUCUCCCUUUUGUACCAACUCGUGGCCCCAGCUGUUGA
Molecule: messenger RNA, 120 nt
Organism: Durio zibethinus
Lineage: Eukaryota; Viridiplantae; Streptophyta; Magnoliopsida; Malvales; Malvaceae
Source: RefSeq, a predicted model, not a curated record